Molecule: messenger RNA, 3972 nt
Organism: Onychostoma macrolepis
Lineage: Eukaryota; Metazoa; Chordata; Actinopteri; Cypriniformes; Cyprinidae
Gene: socs2
Product: suppressor of cytokine signaling 2
Exons: 3
Coding region: 561-1154 (197 amino acids)
Biological process (GO): phosphatidylinositol phosphate biosynthetic process; intracellular signal transduction
Cellular component (GO): phosphatidylinositol 3-kinase complex
Molecular function (GO): 1-phosphatidylinositol-3-kinase regulator activity
Source: RefSeq, a predicted model, not a curated record
UCUUUUUAAAUGAGGAUUAAGUAGUUAACGACGAGCGCACACACAGAGAGAGAGAGAGAGAGAGAGAGAGAGAGAGAGAGAGAGAGAGAGAUUCGUUGGAAUAUCACUAAACUGCUAGAGAGAGUAAUUAUAUGUGUCCUGCUCGCUUGGCGCGAACGCGUCUGGACGCGCGGUGCGUGCGGUGCGCUCGCAGACAGCGCGAUACAUACAGUGUCGCCUUUUGUAGAGUGUCGCUCCCGAAAGAAUCAAUGCAAAUACACGGAAAAACGCGUCCCGGUCUGCUGAGCAUGAGGCGGUGCUGGUCGUUUGACAGUGAGCCGAUCAGUGUUUCCCAUUAAUAAUAAAUAAUGGAUCUAAACCAUGGUGCAACUGAACGUCUGUAACGUGAAACGCGCUGGACCUGAUUGCUUAUUGCUUUCACUUUAGACAAAAGAUCGGCGCAGCCAAACACAAUUACGGAUGCUGUUGAAGACUUCUCAAAUGUUUUGGUCGAUUGUAAGUGUUGGUCGUCUUUGAAGGAUAAUUAUAGACAUUGACUGGAUGCAGAAGGCCGUUCUCCAAUGACCUGUCACUCAUCCGACUCCACGGAAAGCAUCGAGAAUGAAAGGAGAUCGCAAGCAGAAACCCAAGUCGCGGAGUCCGAACAGAGUCGCAUUGCCACUGCCAUGAGAGACCUUAAAAACACUGGCUGGUAUUGGGGCAGCCUGACAGCCAAUGAAGCCAAGGAGAUCCUGCAGGACACGUCGGAGGGGACGUUUCUGGUCCGAGACAGCUCUCAGAGGGACUACCUCUUCACCAUCUCCGCCAUGACAUCUGCGGGACCCACCAACCUACGAAUCGAAUACAAGGACGGCAAGUUCAAGCUGGACUCUGUGGUGCUGGUCAAACCCAAACUCAAGCAGUUCGACAGCGUCGUCCAUCUCGUGGAGCACUAUGUGCAGCUGUCCCGGACGUCUUGUAAGGGCAGGACUACGCCUCUCGCCCCAUCCAACGGCACCGUGCAGCUGCUGCUCACGACUCCGGUGUACACAGCCACACCGUCUCUGCAGCAUUUGUGUCGUAUUGCCAUCAACAAAACCACACGGCGGGUACAAGAACUGCCUUUGCCGAACCGGCUGAAGGAUUACCUGACAGACUACACUUAUAAUGUAUAGAACCAGAUGGACAAUGAUGACCAUAAGUGCUGAGGUUCUAUGGAUCAUAUAGACCCAGUGACAACGGGGUGCUGAUGUCCCGUUUAGGAUCAUUUGCGGGAUCCCUCAUCUUGUGCCCAAGGACUACUUUAAAACGAUAGUUCACCCAAAAAAAAUAAGAAUCUGUCAUGAAUUACUCACCCUCAUGAUGUUCCAAACUUGUUUGACAUUCUUUCUUUCUUCUGUGGAACACAAGAGAAGAUAUUCCAAUUUUGUUCGUAUGAUGAAAGUCAAUGGGGUCCAAAAGAACACUACUCCUUUGACUCUCAUUGUAUCAGCAUUUUUCAAAACAUAUUCCAUUUCCAGAUUUGGUGAGUAAACAAUGACAGAUUGUACAUUUCUGGCUGAACUAUCCCAUUAAUACGCAGAAUAUCGUAACAACGUUAAGUGUCCUUCAUUGCACACUUAACAAGUUUACGGACUGUAGAUAUUCUACAGUCAAUUUUUAAUAAGCGACUGAGCAGCAUCUAUGAGGAGCAUUGGCCUGCACUGACAUCUGUGGGUUUCUACCUGUAAUACGCACAUCAGAUAUACAGCACGCCUCACGGUGUGACCAUGCGUCUCUUUUAAAGAAACACUUUCACACAAAAAUGAAUAGCUCAACCUUAAACUCAAUGCUCUUUAUUCUGUAGAACAUAAAAGAAGAUAUUUUGAAGAAUCCUGCAGCUGUCUUUGUCCAUAUAUCGAAGUCAAUGGUGUCCAAAAAGUACACUCUUAAAAAUUAAAGGUUCAAAAAGGAGUUUUGCAGUGAUUCCAUAAACGAACCAUUUUGGGCUCCCCAAAGAACCUUUCAGUGAACAGUUUUUAAAGAAAAAUAUUUUCAAAGAUCCGUUUUUCCACUAUACUAUAAGAACUGAAAAAGGUUCCAUGGAUGUUAAAGGUUCUAUGUGAAACCAUACAAAAGAGCCCUUAUUUUUAACAUGAAGUAAAUCCAUACGACUCAUCUGGCAUAUUCUAAAUAAGGAUUAUUUACUCUCCAAUCACCGAUCAAAGCACACAAACUCAGACCACAUUUACUAUGGUGGCACAAACAUCCACUGAUGUCAAACCUCAUUUGGAUGUUAAUUGAUGUUUGAACUAUUUUCUUUCAUGUUCCACAGAAGAAAGCAAACCAUAUGAGUUUGGAACAACAUGAGUAAAGGAUGACAGAAUAUUCAUUUUUGGGUGAGCUAUGGUUUUAUUGCAGCAGGUGUCUGAGAUGUUCUGCAUCCUGUGUUUGAGACAUGGGAGUUUUAAACUGUAUGCUUUUUGACUAUGUUUUAUUUGCUCAUUAUCCAUGUUAUAUUUUUGUACUGUAGUCAUAGAUGAUCAUUUGAUGUCAUGGUUGCCCAAGGAACUGCUGAGAACUGGCAAGUACCUUGCGAUAUCAUAUACUGUAUAUCCCAAUGUCAUCAUGAUAACGUAAUACCUACUGAAAAAUUACAUGAAAAAAUAGUCCUUUUAAAGUCAAUUUGAAACAAAAAAUGUAUUAAACAUACACACUACCAUUUGAAAGUUUGGGGUUAGAUUUUUUAAUACUUUAAUUCAGCAAGGACACAUUGAAUUGAACUAAUGUGUCAGUAAAGAUAUUAUAAUGUUACAAAGGAUUUCCUUUACAGCUAAAUUCUGUUCUUUUGAACUUAGGAUCCUGAAAAAAAAAAAAAUGUAGUGCAGUUUCAUCAAAAGUAUUAAGCAGCACAAUGAUUUCUGAAGGAUUAUGUGACACUGAAGACUGGAGAAAUGGCUACUGAAAAUUCACCUUAUCACAAGAAUAAAUUACUUUAUAUGCUCGUCUUGCUGAGCAUAGGAGACUUUCAAAAAUAUUGGAAAAACAUACUAACCCCUAACAUACUAAAUUUUGAAUGGCAGUGUAUAUGAAAAAAAACCUUUUAAUUUAAAAGCUCAAACUUGCUUAAAUGGGUCCUCGCCAUACCCCAACAUUUAAGGGUGCGUACUUUGCAAAUAAAAUAUACCACCGACUUAGUAUUUUAUUGCAUAUUCUGAACCAAGAGGUAAUUUAGCAGCAUGGUUUGUUUCAGCUUUGGUUGCAUAUGGUCAAGAAGUAUUGGCCUGUGUUAACCCUACCUCAGGAGGGCGUCAUGAUAAACAUGCAUGCUGAUUGGUCGUAUUUGGAGAAUAUUUGCUUCUAUACUGAAUCGUAAUUUCUGACACAGACCAAAAAAAAAAAGACGUACUAGAUCAGAAAACUUUUUAUUCUCUCCUCACUGCUAUUUGUGGAGAGAUUAUAAAAAAAAUUGGAUUAAGUUCCUCACUAAUCUGACCUCCUUUCUAUUUUGGUUUAAUGAAACAUACAUCAUUUUAUACCUUCAAGAAUGGGUCGCUCAAUGUAUUCUAUUCACCAUUGUGCUUGGGUGCUAAAUUCCUGCAUUUUCUCUCUAUGCUUAGUCUUUCAGUUAAAGCAUUCAAAUAGUAUUAUCUUAAAUGCAUUGCGCCAAACAUGAUUACGGAUUGGUGGCUUGAUUUUGCCAUUAUUUUUAAAUUAAGUUCCGUAUUUAAUGUGACGUAAUUUAAUAAACCAAUCUAACAGAAAUUCUUAAAUCAUUGGGAAGCUGAUCUCAGAUCAGCAUAAAGGUAAUUCUGCCAACAUCUCUAAGAUCCAGUAUACUAUUGUCAGUUUUAUUCGUUGUCUUCCUUGAGGACAUGGUAUAUCUAGGGUAGUAAGUCUGAUAUGAUCUCUUUGCCACUACAAAAUUCCAUUUUUUACAACAUUGUGCUGCAUCGGGGUAAAUGGAUUGUCUCCCAAAAAGUGAGAAAUAAAAGCAAGCAUAGCUUUAAUUCA